Budorcas taxicolor (takin) is the source of this 1374-nucleotide messenger RNA. RefSeq names its product inhibitor of growth family member 3 (gene ING3). The record is from RefSeq and is a predicted model, not a curated record. Lineage: Eukaryota; Metazoa; Chordata; Mammalia; Artiodactyla; Bovidae. The transcript has 12 exons. Gene Ontology annotation, biological process: regulation of DNA-templated transcription. Gene Ontology annotation, cellular component: NuA4 histone acetyltransferase complex. The coding region runs from base 118 to 1374 and encodes 418 amino acids.
GAGCCGAGCGGGUGCUGCUAGCGGAGGCGCCAUAUUGGAAGGGACAAAACUCCGGCGACAGCGAGUGACACAAAUAAACCCCUGGACCCCUUCGCUCCCCCAGCUCUGAGGGCCGCGAUGUUGUACCUAGAGGACUAUCUGGAAAUGAUUGAGCAGCUUCCAAUGGACCUGAGGGAUCGCUUCACUGAGAUGCGCGAGAUGGACCUGCAGGUGCAGAAUGCAAUGGAUCAGCUAGAACAAAGAGUCAGUGAAUUCUUCAUGAAUGCAAAGAAAAAUAAGCCAGAGUGGCGAGAAGAACAAAUGGCUUCCAUCAAAAAGGAUUACUAUAAAGCUUUGGAAGAUGCAGACGAGAAGGUUCAGUUGGCAAACCAGAUAUAUGACUUGGUAGAUCGACACUUGAGAAAGCUGGAUCAGGAACUGGCUAAAUUUAAAAUGGAGCUGGAAGCUGAUAAUGCUGGGAUUACAGAGAUAUUAGAGAGGCGAUCUCUGGAAUUAGACACUCCUUCACAGCCAGUGAACAAUCACCAUGCUCACUCACAUACUCCAGUGGAGAAAAGGAAAUAUAAUCCAACUUCUCACCAUACGACAACAGAUCAUUUACCUGAAAAGAAGUUUAAAUCUGAAGCUCUUUUAUCUACCCUAACAUCAGAUGCCUCUAAGGAAAAUACACUAGGUUGUCGAAAUAAUAAUUCCACGGCCGCUUCCAACAACGCUUACAAUGUGAAUUCCUCCCAACCUCUGGCAUCCUAUAAUAUUGGCUCCUUAUCUUCAGGAACUGGUGCAGGGGCAAUUACCAUGGCAGCAGCUCAAGCAGUUCAAGCUACAGCUCAGAUGAAAGAAGGACGAAGGACAUCAAGUUUAAAGGCCAGUUAUGAAGCAUUUAAGAAUAAUGACUUUCAGCUGGGAAAAGAGUUUUCCAUGCCCCGGGAAGCAGCUGGCUAUUCAUCAUCGUCAGCGCUCAUGACUACAUUAACACAGAACGCCAGCUCAUCAACAGCCGACUCAAGGAGUGGGAGAAAGAGCAAAAACAACAACAAGUCUUCAAGCCAACAGUCAUCAUCUUCUUCCUCCUCUUCUUCCUUAUCAUCAUGUUCUUCAUCAUCAACUGUUGUACAGGAAAUUUCCCAACAAACAACAGUAGUACCAGAAUCUGAUUCCAACAGUCAGGUUGAUUGGACUUAUGACCCAAACGAACCACGAUACUGCAUUUGUAAUCAGGUAUCCUAUGGUGAGAUGGUGGGCUGUGAUAACCAAGAUUGCCCCAUAGAAUGGUUCCAUUAUGGAUGUGUUGGAUUGACAGAGGCCCCCAAAGGAAAAUGGUACUGUCCACAGUGCACUGCUGCCAUGAAGAGGAGAGGCAGUCGGCACAAAUAA